CGUGGCGCGCUUUUCUCCCCACCUCUUUAUCACCACUCUCAACGGCCGCGCGCACACUCCGCUAGAAGCGCCUCCUGCCUUCCUUUUUCAUUUUCAACCUGAAGCAACUGGAAUCCACGGGCGAAACCAGCAGAUUGGAGAAGCUUCUCCCAUCCCAUGGCUUCCGCGGCCCCCACGAGCGUGUGCCCCAUCGCGUCCGUCUCCGGGCGCUCGUCGCCGGCGAGCCACCGUGCCGUGAGGUGCUGGAGCGCGAGGAGGGGGAGGCGCCGGAGGUCGGCGGGGCUGAGGGCGAGGUGCGCGGGCGGCCAGCCCUCCGCCGUGAAGCCCGGCCCGGAGACCCCCGCGGACGACGGGUCGGUCGGGGACGAGGAGCAGCCGCACCCGCAGUUCGACCUCAACCUCGCCGUCGUGCUCGCCGGCUUCGCGUUCGAAGCCUACAGCACCCCACCCGCAGACGCGGGCUGGCGCGAGACGGACACGGCCGAGUGUCAGACGGUGUUCCUAUCCGACUGUCGUCACCCUAAAUGCUCUGAAUGGUGCGGUGGAUAUUACAGUGUGUUUCUCCGUGAAGUAUACGAUGGCCAACUAGUCGUUAGGCUGAAGAAAGGCAACAAUCUUCCUGCAAUGGAUCCAUGGGGUACAAGUGAUCCUUAUGUAGUUCUACAACUUAAUGGUCAAACUGCAAAGAGCCAAAUUAAAUGGGGGACGAAGGAGCCAACCUGGAAUCAAGAUUUCACAUUUAAUAUUAGGACAUCUCUAGAAAAUCUACUCCAGAUUGAGGCUUGGGAUGCAAACCUUAUCACCCCACACAAACGAAUGGGAAAUGCUGGAUUGUAUCUUGAAACACUUUGCGAUGGAAAUAAACAUGACAUCACUGUCGAAUUAGAAGGCCUUGGUGCUGAUGGUGGUGGAACUAUUGAUUUGGAGGUCAAAUACAAGAGUUAUGAUGACAUUGAGCGUGAUAAACAAUGGUGGAGAACGCCUUUUGUGUCUGACUUUCUUGAAAAGAGCAGCCUAGGAUCUGCUCUUAGGACGGUCCUUGGAUCUGAGACUGUAAAUGCAAGCCAGUUUGUGCAAUCUGCAUUUGGGCAACUGAGUUCUUUCACUGACACAAACCUUCUAAAGCCAUCGUCUUCUGAUAGUGAAGCUGAGGUUUCUGAAAGGCCUGGAGAAUCCAUGGAUAACUCUAUUGGUUCAGAUGAACUGCAACAACAGAAGAUUGAUUCGAUAGCUUUUGGAGAAAACUCAGAUUCCCAAAGUGAACCUGUAGACACUGCUGCCGUUGUUAACAGUGAGGGAAACACAUCAACCGAUAUGAAGGAACCUGACGAGUACUUCUGGAGUGCUUUCACCAAAACACUCAACCAAAAUGUUCUUAAGAACUUUGGAUAUUCUCUUCCAGAGGCCAAGCAAUUGGAUGGAUUUGACCUGCUAAGUUCACUUGGAUCAAAAUCACGUGAAAUGGCUGAACAGCUAUAUUUAGAAUCUGGACUGGCGACAGCAGAUGCAUCAACCAGUGAUGGCAGCGAAACAACUCCUGAACAUACAGUCAAUGCUGACAAUGAAGAUAGCACAACGCCAGCUAAAGAGGCAGUGCAGGCUUCCUUUCCAGACAUUAAUGAAGUAUCUCGGGAUGUAUUGUCUCAAACAGAGAACGUACUAGGAGCUUUGGUGAUUCUUUCUAAGAACUUCUCAUCUCAAGGCAAGGAUUCAGUAGAUGAAGCAAACCGGAAAGAUAAUUCAAACGCAGAAGAACAAGGUGCUGCAGGUUCUGUUGAUGAGGAUGGUGCUCCUGUUGCAUCCACCGAAGUGUCCAUAAAUACACAGAAAACAGAAGACACACGUCAACUGUUUGCAAGUGCCGAGACUGCUGUGGAGGCAUGGGCUAUGCUUGCCACUUCAAUGGGGCGUUCCAGUUUUAUAAAAUCAGACUUUGAGAAGAUAUGUUUUCUGGAUAAUGUUUCAACUGACACACAGGUUGCCAUUUGGCGUGAUUCUUCACGAAGAAGACUGGUUGUUGCCUUUCGAGGAACUGAGCAAACAAGGUGGAAGGAUUUGGUAACUGACUUGAUGCUUGUCCCUGCUGGACUAAACCCUGAGAGGCUGGGUGGUGACUUCAAACAAGAACUUCAAGUUCACAGUGGAUUCUUAAGCGCAUAUGACUCUGUCAGGAAUAGGAUCAUGGCUCUUGUCAGACAUGCCAUCGGAUAUAUGGAUGAAGAAGAUGCAGAAACCAUACCUAGGUGGCACAUCUACGUAACUGGACAUAGUUUAGGUGGAGCACUGGCAACCCUUCUCGCUCUUGAACUUUCAUCAAGUCAAAUGGCCAAGAAUGGUGUUAUAUUCGUGACAGUGUACAAUUUUGGCUCUCCUAGAGUUGGAAAUAGAAGGUUUGCUGAUGUCUACAAUGCGAAAGUAAAAGAUAGCUGGAGAGUUGUCAAUCACCGAGAUAUCAUUCCAACAGUGCCGCGUCUUAUGGGCUAUUGCCAUGUGGAAACACCAGUUUAUCUUAAAUGUGGAGAUCUAACAGAUGCACUGGCGAAGGAAAUUUUAGAUGAAGACCAAGGUGAUGAGAUAGGCGAGUACACCCCUGACGUGCUUGUUAGUGAAUUUAUGAAAGGAGAGACACAGCUUGUGGAAAAACUACUCCAGACGGAGAUAAAUCUACUUCGCUCAAUCAGGGAUGGCUCGGCCCUUAUGCAGCACAUGGAAGACUUUUACUACGUCACACUUCUAGAGACUGUGAGAUCAAGGUACCAAUUGGUUGAUGAUGCAAGCCAAGAAUAGCACCAAAUUGACCGUGUGGUCCUAUUAAAGUUGUGUGCUGGAACUUCCCAGACCUGACUCGCACUGGAAGGAACGGGAUAUUAAGGGUUACCAAGUGUCCAGCUUCGUUCGACAGAUAUAUAUAUUAAUGGAGCAUUCGCAACCAAAAGAAAUCUGAUCUGGACGACAAAAUAUGGUCGGCAAAUUGUCUCCUGCCUAAUCAUAUGUCAACAUAUUUCUGGCUGGUGAGUGCAACCAAUUGGGAGGUCUGCUCCGAAGACGUGUAUUCGCCAUUUGCAAGCCACGAGGUGUAUGUAUAACAAAGCCUCGACUAAGCCAGACAGCUAUCAGAUGGAUCUAGUCUACACAUUACGGAUGUGAAUGUUCUUGGCCAAUCCUCAUCGACAUUCAUGCUUCCCAGCUGUGAUUUGUCUGCCAGAACAUUCAUGUGAAAAACCAUGUAAAUAAUCGAAAGUCCUGUUAUGAGCUCGAGCGCAUGUGUGCUCGUUAUCUGUCCCGUCGAAUUACGAAGAGAUUCCCACCCCAACACGUAUGGACGCACGUAUUCUUCAAGUAUCACUAUUUUCUUCCA
Messenger RNA from Triticum aestivum (bread wheat), 3358 nucleotides. RefSeq lists its product as uncharacterized. The record is from RefSeq and is a predicted model, not a curated record. The coding region runs from base 157 to 2787 and encodes 876 amino acids. The transcript is spliced from 19 exons. Gene Ontology annotation, biological process: lipid metabolic process. NCBI's taxonomy places the organism in Eukaryota, Viridiplantae, Streptophyta, Magnoliopsida, Poales, Poaceae.